GUAUACCAAUUGCCUAAGUAAGAGGGGCAAAAAAGUGAAGGAGAUUAAAAAAGUCAGGAAUGAAAUACUGUAAACGAUAACGAACUGAAAACCAACCAGUCUUUGAUGGCGAGUAUGAUACUCUCCAACUCGCUCUCCUCUUCUACUACUUUCCUCCGAUUCAAUGAGCCCCAACGGCAGCAGCUCUUUGUGUGUUCCUCUUCUCGAAAUACGCCGCCGUUUCUUCAUUUUCAUAGCCGGAAAUUGAAGAAGAGCAGCAGAGCCUUAAGAGUGGUGACACGUGCAGGAGGAGGAAUAAGUAGCAGCAGCUACAUAUUUGCUUUGAUAUUCCCACUUUCUCUGCUUGCUAUCACUAUCUUCACUUCUGCCCGUAUUGCUGACAAUCUCGAUCAGAAAUUCCUCGAAGAGCUUGCAGUAAAUCAAGCAAUAAUGGAAGGUGAGGAAGAUGAUGGCAUUGUGGUUACUCCGUUAGAAGAAAAACGUGCAACUCCUCGUACACGUAACCGACCCAAACGGGAAGUUGAACCUUCAUCUAAGUAGGCCAAUUUGUUAAGGUGAAAAAAAUAUGAUCUACAGAGUAGCUUCUUGGUCCAAUUUAGCACUGCACCAUUAUAUCAUCGUUGACUACAAAAAUGUCUUUAUUCAGCCGAACUCUUUGUACUAAAGCUAUCUAAUUCAAAAUAUUACAGUAUAUAUGUGUAUGAAGCGCUAUGUUUCCUUCUGCUA
Nicotiana attenuata is the source of this 726-nucleotide messenger RNA. RefSeq lists its product as uncharacterized. Bases 106 to 540 code for a protein of 144 amino acids. NCBI's taxonomy places the organism in Eukaryota, Viridiplantae, Streptophyta, Magnoliopsida, Solanales, Solanaceae. The record is from RefSeq and is a predicted model, not a curated record. The transcript has 2 exons.